UUAUUUGUUGACUUCAACGCACAAAGUUUUCAGUAGUUUAUUUGCGGUUCAUACCUGCGAACAACUGCGUAUCAAAGUGCAAAUUUAGAUAUUAUUUAGAAUUGCGUAAAGUUAUAUUGCAGCUGUGCCAAAACAAAAAUAGAGGGUAUAUUUUUAGAAACGCAUAAUUUAUACAUGCAUAAUGGUGAAGGGUGUUGUGAUUAUCACAGUAAGUGAUACUUGCUUCAAAGACCAUUCUAAAGAUGAGUCGGGCCCAGCACUAGUUCAGCUGGUAAAGGAAAAGUUUCCCGAUGCCUACAUACACACCAUCAUUAUACCAGACGAGAAGGAAAUUAUAGAGCGAGAGCUCAAGUACUUUUGCGAUUCAAACGUUGAUUUAAUUUUAACAACAGGCGGUACAGGGUUAAGUAGUAGAGAUGUUACUCCAGAGGCUACCAAGGCUGUGAUCCAACGGGAAGUACCAGCAAUACCUAUAGCAAUGACCUUGGAAAGUUUAAAAAAGACACCAAUGGCAAUGCUCUCCCGGGCAACAGCAGGAAUAAGGGAUAGAACAUUGAUUGUAAAUUUUCCUGGUAGUAAGAAAGCUGUUAUUGAAUGUAUUGAGGUUGUGAAGCCUGUAUUGUCUCAUGCUGUUUCUCUGCUAGCUAAUGAUCUAACAGAAGUCAAAUUAGUUCAUGAUAAAAUGCAAGCAGAAGAUGGUUGUCCACACAAAAUGAGUAAAGUUGAUAUCAGUAAGGUGGCUUUGAGAGAUCGGGAAUCUCCUUACCCCAUGUUGGAAAUGUCAGUAGCAUUUAAUACUGUUGAUGCCGUGAUGAUGCAAUGGAUAGAAGGUGUGGAAAUGGUAGCUAUAGAAGACAGCAUUGGACGUGUAGCAGCCCAAGCAAUAUUGGCUAAAGAACCAAUGCCGCCUUUUCCAGCUUCUGUCAAAGAUGGAUACGCGUGUCUAAGCUACGACGGGGCGGGUAUACGUCACGUCCGCUCGGUAGUGACGGCGGGCGACACGCCGCCCGCGCCGCUCGUGUCGGGCGAGUGCGCGCGCGUCAACACCGGCGCGCCUAUACCGGCGGGCGCUGAUUGCGUUGUGCAGGUGGAAGAUACAGCGCUAAUAAAGGCUUCUGACAAUCAUGAAUCAGAGUUAGAGGUAGAAAUCUUAGUUGCUCCGAAACCUCACCAAGAUGUACGCCCUAUAGGUUUCGACAUACCAUUGGGUGCUAUGCUUCUAGAAAAAGGAGAUGUCAUAGAUGCUGCAAAAAUCGGUAUCUUGGCAGGAGCUGGGUAUCUGAAAGUGCCUGUUAGAACUCAUCCAAAGGUAUCGAUAUUGUCUACGGGUAAUGAAUUGCAAGAACCUUCGGAUGAAGUUUUGCGUCCAUCGCACAUAAGAGAUUCGAAUAGAAUAAUGUUAAAGAUGUUGCUCAAAGAGCACGGCUACGAAAGUACAGACUGUGGUAUCGCACGCGACGAGCCAGGCGCUUUAGCGGCGGCCAUUGCGCGCGCUUUACCCAAUACGGAUAUCCUAGUUUGUACGGGCGGCGUGUCUAUGGGCGAGCGGGAUCUGCUCAAACCCGUGCUCGUUAAUGAUUUCAAUGCAACGAUCCAUUUCGGCAGAGUGCGCAUGAAGCCCGGCAAGCCAAGCACAUUCGCGACCUGCGUGUACCAAGGGAAAACUAAAUUCAUAUUCGCAUUACCAGGUAACCCAGUAUCCGCGUACGUGUGUUGCCUGCUGUUCGUGCUCCGCGCUCUCCGGCAGUGCACGCGGUACAGCAGCGAGUUUGCGCGCAUGCGUGUGCGGCUGGCGCGUGACGUCACGCUCGACCCGCGGCCCGAGUACGCGCGCGCGGUGCUCGAGUUCCCGCCGGGGGACCAGCUGCCGGUCGCCACGGUGUUGGGCAAUCAGUGCAGCAGUCGCUUACUCAGUGCAAGUGGGGCCAGCGUGCUUCUCGAACUACCAGGGGCUACAGAGAAGGUUAAACAUCUGCCAGCUGACACUAUUGUCCCCGCCCUUAUCACAGGAAGGAUCGACUUAACUCGACCUUAGAUAUGUAUACUUAGCAUCUUUAUACAAUAUAGUUAUCACAAAUUAUUUGCGUUCCUUACAGUGAUAAAAUCACUAGUUUUUGCAAUGUAGUUUUUUAAUUUCACUUUUGUGUUCCUUAUAGUGAUAAAAUCACUAGUUUUUGCGAUGUAGUUUUUUAAUUUCACUAUGCCAGUGUCUCAUCACAUACUAGAUUUUUAACCAGUUUUAUAAUAAGCUCAAUUAGUUUUAAAAAAGGAAUAAAUAUCAUUUGGUGUAUUGUUGAAGAUUUAUGAUAUAUUAUUGUAGUAUAUUUUUAGAUCUGAUCAAUAUGCUCUGUGCUAUUAGCACUGCUAUUGUUAUAAAAUAUAUUUUAUAUUGUUUAAUAAAACUAUUUUUGAUAAAUA
This is a messenger RNA of Colias croceus (clouded yellow), 2418 nucleotides long. RefSeq names its product gephyrin (gene cin). The transcript is spliced from 10 exons. The record is from RefSeq and is a predicted model, not a curated record. Gene Ontology annotation, molecular function: molybdopterin molybdotransferase activity. Lineage: Eukaryota; Metazoa; Arthropoda; Insecta; Lepidoptera; Pieridae. Gene Ontology annotation, biological process: establishment of synaptic specificity at neuromuscular junction; molybdenum incorporation into molybdenum-molybdopterin complex; gamma-aminobutyric acid receptor clustering. Gene Ontology annotation, cellular component: postsynaptic membrane; dendrite; cytoplasm. The coding region runs from base 182 to 2035 and encodes 617 amino acids.